Messenger RNA from Oncorhynchus masou masou (cherry salmon), 1391 nucleotides. Its product is annotated as protein lin-37 homolog. The record is from RefSeq and is a predicted model, not a curated record. Gene Ontology annotation, biological process: negative regulation of transcription by RNA polymerase II. The transcript has 10 exons. NCBI's taxonomy places the organism in Eukaryota, Metazoa, Chordata, Actinopteri, Salmoniformes, Salmonidae. Bases 81 to 809 code for a protein of 242 amino acids. Gene Ontology annotation, cellular component: Myb complex; transcription repressor complex.
GGAAAGUCCACUGAAGCAAAUCCAACUACCGAGGUAACCAACCAGGCAGCUAGUUAGUUGUUGGAGGGGGCAGACUGAUCAUGCAUCACGUCAAGAUCAAGACUGAGAAGCCAGAUGCAGAGGAGAGUGGUGCACGCAGCCGACUGGAUGCAGUAUUACAGGGGCUGGUAGAGAAGAGUGACAGUGAGAGGGAGCAAAAUGAAGAUGAGACAAAGAUGGCAGAAGAGUCUCUGAGCAAGGAUGUGUCUCCAUCUUCUGCUGGGAAGCGGCCAUCAUCACGGUUCCCACAGCACCGGAGGAAGAAACGGAAAGAGAUGGAUGAUAGCUUAACGGAGAGUAACCAACAUAAACAAAAUGCCUACAUUAUCAAGUUGUUUGACCGCAGUGUGGACCUGGCCCAGUACACCACCAGUACCCCACUUUACCCCAUUUGCCGGGCCUGGAUGAGGAACAACCCGGCAGUCAGAGAGAGAGCUGCAUCCCCAAGCCCCCCACACAGCAUGGGGGAAGAGGAGGCUGCAGACAUGCUCAAUGGUAAGGGACAGAAUGUGUAUCGCCUCCCUCCGCCCACCUCCUGUCCUCUCAACCCUUCUGGAGAUCCUGUCAAUCUGAGGAUCCCAUCCACAGAAAAGCCUAUUGUCAGCAAGUCUACAGAUACAGCUCUUGUGUCUGGUCCCCUCAUAUACAACCACAUAGAACGCUGGAAAAAGAUCAGGCAAAAAUGGAAAGAAGCGUCCAACAAGAAUCAGCUGAGGUAUAGCGAGAGCAUCAAGAUCCUGAAAGAGAUGAAGGAGAUGUACGACCGCUAGCUGGGAAUCCCCCAGGCAGUAUCAACACAGCAGAGGGAGGAGAAAAGAAUAGAGCAGGUAGGAGCCACGAGCAAGUGAUCUACCCCAGGACGCUGCACUAGUCCUCUCCCCAAGGAGGACAUUACGUGUGACAAUGUCAGAGGAGCCUCAUGGAGCCCAUUUCUACCAUAUACUGCCACAAUUAGGGACCCAAAGUCCUCGUUUUGAAAAAUGUAGCAAUACUUUCAGUAAGUUGAUGCUUCUGGUGGGCCCAAGUUCAUCUGUUUAAAUAAUUAUUAUAUGUUUUUUGUCAUAUUACAGAAUAUCUGGUAAUGCAUUAUAUAGUCUGUUGUCAAUCACAACAAUGUGUCAUGAAAAGUUUGUAAACAGGUUGAGUAGUGUGGAACAUUUGUCUAAAUUCCGGAAUACUCUAAAUUAAUUCCAGGCUUCCAGUGGUAUAUAUUUGUGUUUUAGGAUCACCAGUUUCCCAGACAAGCAGUGCUCUUAUGCAUCUUUUUUGUUUAAACAUUCAAAAGAAAAGUCUCUCACAUAUCUAAAAUUUUAAGUAAACUGUAAAAAAUAAAAUAAAAAAAGUUGUAAAGA